Molecule: messenger RNA, 1485 nt
Organism: Syngnathus acus (greater pipefish)
Lineage: Eukaryota; Metazoa; Chordata; Actinopteri; Syngnathiformes; Syngnathidae
Gene: opn6a
Product: opsin 6, group member a
Exons: 6
Coding region: 94-1338 (414 amino acids)
Biological process (GO): G protein-coupled receptor signaling pathway
Cellular component (GO): membrane
Molecular function (GO): G protein-coupled receptor activity
Source: RefSeq, a predicted model, not a curated record
ACCGUUCGUCUUGACUGGAAGAUCGCAGGAGUGUCGAGUGGAAGGAGAAGGGAGCGCAGCAAGACUUCAUGCCUUGGCAUCGACAUUCAGGCCAUGGAAAUAACACUGAAAGCUUUUCCUAUGAAGGUUGUCAAUAUUCCUUGGAGGAAUAACAACCUGAGUAAUCUGCAUUCAGAGCCUCCGCUGUCUGAACAUGGAGAGACCAUCAUUGGAGUCUACCUGCUGGUCUUAGGCUGGCUGUCUUGGUUUGGAAACAGCCUCGUGAUGUUUGUCUUGUACCGACAAAGGGCUUCUCUACAACCGACAGAUUUCCUCACUUUAAAUCUCGCCAUCUCGGAUGCCAGCAUCUCAGUAUUUGGUUACUCCAGAGGGAUUUUGGAAAUAUUCAAUAUCUUCAAGGAUGAUGGGUUUCUAAUCUCCUGGAUUUGGACCUGUCAGGUGGAUGGUUUCUUCACAUUGCUGUUUGGGCUGGCGAGUAUCAACACUUUGACCGUUAUCAGUGUCACAAGAUACAUCAAGGGAUGCCACCCCAACAAAGGUUGCUGCAUCAGCAUGAACACCAUCGCAAUAUCACUCAUCUGCAUCUGGACCGGAGCAGCAUUUUGGUCUAUUGCACCAUUGCUGGGCUGGGGCAGUUACACAGAUCGAGGAUAUGGAACUUGUGAGGUGGACUGGUCCAAAGCCAAUUAUUCCACUAUCCACAAGUCUUACAUCAUCUCCAUUCUCAUCUUCUGCUUCUUCAUUCCUGUGAUGAUCAUGCUCUCCUGCUACAUUUCCAUCAUCAACACUGUCAAAAGCACUAACGCCAUGUCAGCCGAAGGUUACCUCACCGCCCGCCAAAGGAAGGUGGAGAGAGACGUGACAAGGAUUUCCAUUGUAAUUUGCACAGCUUUCAUCAUGGCCUGGUCACCGUACGCAGUCGUCUCCAUGUGGUCUGCCUGGGGGUUCCAUGUGCCAAACACAACCAGCAUCAUCACCCGCCUCUUUGCCAAGUCGGCCAGCUUCUACAACCCGCUCAUCUAUUUCGGCAUGAGCUCCAAAUUUCGCAAGGACGUGUGCACCCUCCUGCCGUGCGUCGGGGAAAACAGGGAUGUGAUCCGUCUGCAACGCUUUAAAAACAUCAAGCUUAAGGCUCAAGCCGCCCCUCCACCCGCACCACUUCCUGCCCAGGUACUGGAGGCCAAAUACACAGCGAAAGACAUGAUGCGAUACAAUCCUGACAGUGACUCGGGAGUCAACAGUCCUCCUCGGACUCCUCCAUUUGAGAAACAAGAGAUCUUCCAUAUUAAUUUGCCCUCGCAUAUCGAAACAUCAGAGUAUUGCUGUGACAGACUCUAAAGACCGGGCCAUUCUACUUAAACACAUAUAUGACUUAUGAGGGAAGAUUAAAGAGAUUUUUCUAUUUUUUUUGCUCUUAUCCAUCUUUAUAAGGAUGUAAAAUCCAUUAUUACUCUCAAUAAAUGAUUUUUUUGUCUGAAGGGUCAA